Molecule: messenger RNA, 1927 nt
Organism: Aplosporella prunicola CBS 121167
Lineage: Eukaryota; Fungi; Ascomycota; Dothideomycetes; Botryosphaeriales; Aplosporellaceae
Exons: 1
Coding region: 220-1635 (471 amino acids)
Molecular function (GO): catalytic activity
Source: RefSeq, a predicted model, not a curated record
GACCAACGGUGCGGGCUGCCUAGCUGCCGUGACUGCCUAAAGAAAGAACUUCCCUCGACUCCAGCACCUCCCAAGGUAGGUAGGUAAGCCUUUCUUUUCUUUCUCUCUCUCUCUUUCUCUCUCUACUUCUUCUCAUUCAUCCAUACAUCCAUACCGGCACAACACAUCUCGUAUAGCAAUCAGCACAGCCAGGCAUACUGCAACACAGCACCAGCAACCAUGCAAAACACACCAGAAAACUCUCAUUCCGCCACUAGCCACACUCAAGAUGUCCAAGGCCAAACCACAUCAGAACACCCACUGACCGAACUGACCAUUGGCUUCGAGAUCGAGUUUCUCCUUCUCUUUUCCUCGCUGCAAGGGCAGCGCUUAUACAACUCAACUCAUCAUGUUUUGAUGGUCAUAAACGCCUUGGAUCAAGCAGGGAUUCCAGUCUACCAUCCUAGAGAUAACCCUGACGCUGACACUGUUCACUCACCAAAGUUCUCCAAAUGGAGUGUCCAUGGCGACGGCACUGUCAGGCCCAUAACUGACUAUCAUGAAAUGCUCCCGGCACACCAAGGUCCCAGCAGGGUCUCAAUCCUCAGCAUCGAACUAAUUAGCCCCAGAUAUAGGUACUACCACGACGACUGGGCGAACCAACUCAAGCACGUCCUUAAGAGUGUGCACGUUGCAUUCAACGAUCCAGCCAACGAUACAGACUUCCGUAUCCUACUUAACAGAAGCUGUGGCCUGCACGUCCACGUCGGUCUGGGUGACCUGUGCCUUCCCCUGACUACAGUAAGGAAUCUCCUGCAAUUGACAACGGCGUUUGAGCGGGUUAUCGACGAGUUGCACUCGGCAGACCGCUUACCUCGAAACGCAUUUUUUUGUAAACCCACUUCCGGUCGGUUCCUUUCAAAACGUUCAAUACACCUAGAAAAUCCCGACGAUCAUAGGCUUGUGGGGAAAUAUAAAUUAGGCUACAUUGAGCCGCAUCCACUGGCCUGGUGCCGCUGGAUAAGAGCGAACGAUUUCGCUCACUUAGUGGCUGGCAACUACGCGUACUCUACUAAACACUAUUACACCGAUAUCAAACGCCGCUCCCAGCUGGGCACGAUUGAGUUCCGUCAACACCGCGGCACUGUUGACGCCGAGGAAAUCGAAGCCUGGGUCCACGUGGUGGCGGCCAUGGUGCGCUAUUCCGGAGAAAUCCGUGACGACACUGGACUGAUACAGUUUGUCAAGAAACACCUAGUCGAUCCAGAGUUUUCUGUCACGGAUCUUCUGCGUUGUAUUGGGGUGCGGAGCGCUACGAUUGAGUACUACCAGCACAAGUUAACAGAAGAAGCUGCACUUGAAGAGAAGGAACGUACUUUAGGGGAUUCCGAGCUCUCUGCGCUUCACGCGACCGAAAGGUACUUAGACCGAUUACCGGACGUUGUAAUGGGACGGAUCCUACUUCGGCUAACACGCGGGGAUUACGGCAAUUACACAAAAACGGACCUCAGUCGUCUUACCAAAAAGUAUAAAGUCGAACCCCUAGAAAUUGAUUGCUUCCCUAUCGACAAAGUAGGGGAGAUACAGAGGUGGUAUCCGGGAAGGCGAGCCAUAUCGGGCGCUCCCGUAUGGUAUUUAGGCCAGCAAGAGAACUAGUUAGUAGCCUUCGGACACUUGCGCAGCAAUAAAUUGUUUUUAACAGCCCGGAGCACACAUGGAAAAUAUAAGUGUCUCCCAACCUCAUGCAGUGACUACGGCAUAAGAAAACGAUCAGAGAUGGAAAUAAUGAAACAUCGAGGGGUAGUGGAACAAACAUAAAGCUAAGACGACAUGCACGUAUCUGUUGGCUUAAUCGCUCGACUAAAGUUGAAACUGCAGAUAUCUACCUAAGGCAGUGCCAGUAAAAGGGUGUUUUUUUUUUUUUUUUUUUUUUUUCUUCAGACAAAGG